Spodoptera litura is the source of this 1390-nucleotide messenger RNA. Its product is annotated as transmembrane protein 179. The record is from RefSeq and is a predicted model, not a curated record. Lineage: Eukaryota; Metazoa; Arthropoda; Insecta; Lepidoptera; Noctuidae.
ACAUUGUCAAACAACUGUCAUUCGUACGAACUGCGAAGGUCUUAAACGUCAGCUUUGUUUUGUGUUUUCCUCAUUCUAUCUAAAAUAAUAAUUCACACCAUUCAUCUGAGUACAAAAUACAAUAUUUUGCAAUUGAGAUAAAUUCGUGAUUGCUUAAAUUAAUGUGAUGGCUCUGACGAACGUGCUGCUGCUGAGCCAAAUAGCGGGCUACCUGGUGGGGUUCAUACUGUCACUAUGUAUGAUAGUACCUAUGAGCUUACAUCAAGAGGAAUUCAAUGGUCACUGUCUGCUGUUCUCCCACGGUGAGUGGCAGGAGAAUGGUCAGCUGCUGGUAUCUUGGGCACCAAGAGCUUACUGCGACUAUGUCAUAGUAGUCGGAGUUCUCAUUUUCCUUGUAUGCUGCGUUCAGAUCUACAGGUUGUCUAUGUUCAUGUACAAGGGCAUAGACAGUUCAUUCCUGUCAGCAUUUCUAGAAGCAGUGGGUUGUAUUCUACUCUGUGGUCUGGCAGUAUCUGCUGCUGUGAUGGUUACGCUUGGCUUUAUGACAUGGUGUCAGAAUAUUGUUGAGAGGUUCCCAAGUUGUGAAUAUGCGGCCGGUCAGAUCAUAGACAUCAAAGAUAACAUUACAACGAGUGGCUUUUAUAUAGAAAUUGGCUCAGCACAGUUCGGAUCAUGGGCCACAUUUGCAACUUGGGUGGGACUGGCAGUAUUCUCAACAAUCAAAGUGUGUCGGUAUCAUCAACUAGAGAACAUCCAGGUAUCCAUGUACCGUGAGAGACAGCGACUGGUAAACGAAAGUGGCUCCCCAACUACACAAGAUGGUCGCUCCACACCACCCAUUGACAUAGCUCAAUAGAUUAGAACAUUGUGAUGUAUCAGAAACUCAAUAUUCAAAAGGAGUAUUAUCUAAGAAUUGUAUAUUUAUUGAACAAUCUUUGGAAAUAAUUACCAAGCUAAAUUUGAGCUAGAUUUGAGCAUCAGAUAAUAAUUAUUAAAGCAAGAUUGUUGUUAAAUUAUUCUGCCGUAGAAUAAUGCCCAUUAACAUUGAGCUUUGUAUCUGUCUCAGUUACAACAGGUGCGGUCACAAGGCUGAUUAUGAACUGAUUGUUAUUGAUAGAAUGAGGUAGGCUAGUGAGGCAAAUUGUGGGAGGAUUACAGAUAACUGUCGAAAAUUAAAACUGUUAAUUUGGUUAAUUAUGUAAAUGAAAAUAAAAAGAUUAUUUAUAAAUGAAAGGAAAAUAAAUAUUUCAUCCAUCCAUAGAAUAUAAUAACAUCAACAUAAAAACAGCUACUGAAUAAAAUGAAUACUCCUGAAUGAAUUUUAAUUCAGUAACCAUUUAUACAACAUGUAACUUAAAUAACGCACAUCCCGAAAAUAGUUUGUUCAGAA